Molecule: messenger RNA, 2052 nt
Organism: Monascus purpureus
Lineage: Eukaryota; Fungi; Ascomycota; Eurotiomycetes; Eurotiales; Aspergillaceae
Source: the annotation of a GenBank genome assembly
AUGAGCGGUCCCUGGAAGUUCGAGCGGCGGCCUUUCGACCGACGUGCUGCUCUUGAGUCGACUCCUAAUUCAUGGGUUGGGGCUCCUCCUGAUAUUAUCUAUGGCGGUCUCUCGGGUGUAUUCCCUGACGGAAGCGAGGAGUCGGCAAGGAUCAGUGUGUCAGUCAGGGAUACUACGUACCUUCUAGAUUUUUGCGAGUAUGAAUUCUCAGAAGAAGAUGCUCGGCCUGGUUCUCCCCUUGUUGUCGAUCGUAUUCUAUCGGAGUUUCGGUCAUACAGCGAUCAACACCUGGAAAAAGUGAUGGGGGUAGCGAUGCCAUCUUUUGUCGCAGAAAGAUACCCUCGACUCUGUCCCCGUCUAUGGUCAGAGCUUGAUAUUGUUCCAGUGGUGCUACCAGAGGAGAAAAGAUUCAACGAAUUAUACACAUUACCGGAUGCAUUUCAUGGAUGGGAUUCGAGAACUCUCGACGAACAAUCAGAUUCUAUGGGACGAAAAUGCGUUAGGGUCUUUGGUCCGGACAAUGCUCCUAUAGUCCAAGUCGGGUACCUAGGUCUUGUGGAAGUUGAUGCUGCUUUCCGUAUAACUCCUUCUCGAUUGGAUGAUUAUGAGAGAACGGCGACAGCCGGUGUGAUUUCUCAGAUAUAUCAGCUUGCGUCUGACAUCAAGAAGAGAGGCGUCAAGAUUGCUAUUUUCAGUUCUACGCCUCAAGGAGGCGGCGUUGCUCUUAUGAGGCACGCUUUGAUUAGACAUAACCACUAUCUGGGAGUUGAUAUGAAGUGGUAUGUACCCAAGCCGCGGCCCGGCGUCUUUAAUGUCACCAAGACCUCUCACAAUAUCCUUCAAGGGAUAUCAAGGCCCGGCCAGCGGCUGACGGCCAAUGACCAUGCAUUAGUGGUGCAUUGGAUGCAGGAGAAUGCGAAACGGUACUGGCUGCGUCCAGGAGGUCCGAUGCGAAAACCCUCUGAAGGAGGUGCAGACUUUAUCAUCAUUGAUGACCCGCAGAUGCCCGCGUUGAUUCAAAUUGCAAAGCAAAUCGCUCCCAACAGACCUGUCAUCUACCGAAGCCAUAUUCAGAUGCGAAGUGACUUGAUCGAUAUUCCAGGUUCUCCGCAGGAGGAUGUGUGGAACUGGAUUUGGCAGUACAUCCAGAAAGCGGAUAUUUUCAUUAGCCACCCAGUAAGCUCGUUUGUCCCGAGCUGUAUUCCUCGUGAGAAGGUGGGCUAUAUGCCUGCCACGACCGAUUGGCUGGAUGGCUUGAAUAAGCCUCUACGUGACUGGGAUAUUGCUUUCUAUGGCCGGAACUUUAAUUCCUGGUGCAGGAGUAUUGACAUGCCAACAAUCGAUUACCCAGACGACGAAUAUGUCAUCCAGGUCGCGCGAUUUGAUCCGUCCAAAGGAAUUCCUGACCUUUUGGAGGCAUACGAGAAAUUCCACGAGCGCUUAACGAACACGUUCCCCGACAUGCAGCCUCCCAAACUGCUUAUCUGCGGGCAUAGCUCCAUUGACGAUCCAGAGGGGACAAAGGUCUACGACUCUGCGGUAGCUCAUAUUGAACAUGACAUUCCCCACAUCCGCGAUUUUGUCUGCGUCAUGCGAGUUCGUCCGUCGGACCAGGUCCUCAACGCCCUCAUCUCCAAGGCGAAGAUCGCCUUGCAGCUGUCAACCCGCGAGGGGUUUGAAGUCAAAGUUUCAGAGGCCUUGCAUAAGGGAAAGCCGGUUAUUGCUACGAAAGCAGGUGGCAUUCCAUUGCAGAUCCAACACGAGAAAAAUGGAUUUUUGGUAGAAGUUGGAGACACCGAUGCUGUGGCUCGGCAUCUCUUUGAACUGUGGACGGAUCAGGAUCUCUAUAACCGGAUGAGCGAGUACGCUUUCAACAACAUCUCUGAUGAAGUCAGCACGGCCGGUGGUACCCUCGACUGGCUCUACCUGGCGUCCAAGAUGACCAAAGGUGAAGAUGUCAAGCCCAAUGGUCGGUGGAUCCACGAUGUAGCUCGUGAAGAGGCGCUAGAUGGCCAGACUGAUGACGAAAUUAAGUUGAAGAGGGACCUUUAG